Messenger RNA from Polistes canadensis, 2349 nucleotides. RefSeq names its product NEDD4-binding protein 1-like. Gene Ontology annotation, molecular function: RNA endonuclease activity; mRNA binding. Lineage: Eukaryota; Metazoa; Arthropoda; Insecta; Hymenoptera; Vespidae. Gene Ontology annotation, cellular component: cytoplasmic ribonucleoprotein granule; nucleus. The transcript has 6 exons. The record is from RefSeq and is a predicted model, not a curated record. The coding region runs from base 312 to 1694 and encodes 460 amino acids.
AUAAAUAAUUAAAAAAUAUACAAUAUAGAUGGCAUAAUUUACUUAUGGCAAUUUUUAUUUUUAUACUUAUUUGGUGAUAUAAAAAUAAAAUGAAAUAAAAGCAAUAUUAUUGCUAUUGUAAUUUGAAACUAUUUUAUAACUUCUGAGUGAAAGACAGAGACUCAUUACUUUAUUGAGAAUUAUAGAUAUUUGGAAAUACUUACAUACAUUUACAAUACUUACAUAUGGAUGAUUGAGGCUAAUUUUUUAAUGUCAUAAUUGUAAUAUUAAUCAACAAAUAAUUAACUUGUUAAGUCUGAACACAAAGUAAAAUGGCACGUAAAAAAAUAAAAUCGCAAACGCCUAUGAAAAAAUCAAAUCGUAGAGCUGGAAUUAAAAAACCAAUAACAAAAAACAGGUUAUUUGAUAAAGGAUUACAAUUAAUUAAAGCAAGUCGUAAGUCUGAAGUCAACAAAGCAACACUAUUUCAACAUAGUAAGAAUAUAUCAACAUCUUCAAAUGACAGUGUAAUCAUUAUAAGUGACAAUGAAAAUGAACAUACCGAAAAUGUUAAAUGUGUGACUCAAAAUAAUAACAAAAAUGAAAUUAUUCAUUCAAGUAUUGGUCAAAUGUGUAAAUCAUUUAAUUUUUUACGUAAAGCUAAUAAACAUACUAUUUCUAAUAUGAUUGCUAAUAAUAUAGAAAAUAGUAAAUUAAGAAAUAGAAAUAAUAUUACAGAAUUAUCGAAUCCUGAUAAAUCAUGUUGUAUAGUUUCAGAAUCAAAAAAUUUGAAAUCUAAAGUUUUACGUAAAAGCUUUGCUAAUCAAAAAACUUUACAUAAUACAUUAAAUGAAUCUUCUGAUGACAUCGUUGUAGUAUGGUCAUCUAUAACCAGUUCAUCAACAGUAAAACCUAUAUCGGAUAAAAUAGACCAGGAAGAUAACGUUUCAGAUGAGGAAAACUCACAUCGACUUUUUAUGCUAGAUUAUUAUGGAAAUUCUAAUAAUUUAAACUGUUUAAAAUCAACUUUAGAAAAAGAACAACAGAAAAAGAAAUUUAAUAACGAAGAUAAACUUCUAUUUAAUAAACCUGGAUUACAAUUACCUGAUUGUUUCAAGCCAAACUUUUCCAUUACUGUAAAACCACAAAAAAAUAUGAAAAGGAUUAGUGCAAAAUUUUAUGGUAAACAAUUUAAUAAUUACAAGGUACAACCUAACAAAGUAACUGAAGUAACGCACACUAAAGAUAAGAAAUUAAGAGAAAUAAUUAUUGAUGGAUGUAAUGUCGCAAUGGCAUACACACAUGGCAAAGUAUUUUCAGAAAUAGGAUUGAAAUUAGUGAUAGACUAUUUUCAACAAAGAGGACAUUCUGUUAAGGUAUUUGUACCUCAACAUAAACGAUCUUUUUCUCAUCCGCUUCUUGAAAAACUUUGGAAGGAAGGAACAGUUGUUUUUACACCAAGUCGAAACAUAGGUGGUAAAAAUAUUACUUCUUAUGAUGAUCGGUUUAUAUUGGAAUAUGCAACAAUCUGUAAAGGCAUAGUUGUUUCUUUAGAUCAAUAUAGAGAUUUAUACACAGAAAAACCAGAAUGGCGUGAUACUAUAGAAAACAGAUUAUUAGCACCAACUUUUGUGGGAAAUUAUGUUAUGUUUCCUGAUGAUCCGUUAGGAAGGGAUGGUCCUACAUUAGCUCAAUUUCUGAGACAUGAUUCAUAACAUUUCUAUCGAUUAAGAAUUUUGAUACGUAAAUACGAAUACAAAACUGAAAUGAUUUAUAAAAUAUUUCUUUUUUGUACUAUUAUUUUCUUAUAAAUUUUUCAAUGAAAAGUAAAUAAAAUAUUGUCUUAUUGUUUUUAUAUGUGAGUCUCUUUGAAAAGUGUUUCAAAAAAAAGUUGCAUAGUGUCUAAGGAAACACACAGUACUCUAAUCUGUUUUUAAUUAUUUCUGAUUAAAUUUUUUAUACAAAGUUUAAAAAAUUAAUAGUAUAAUAAAUACACAAUCAAAACGGGGCCUGUUGAUUUUUUUUAAUCAUAUAUAAUAAAUAUGUAUGUUAUAAUAAAAUAAUUUUCAAGUUAAAUUUCUGUAACUUAAAAAAUCAUGCAUAUAUAAUAUAUAAGACGAGUAUCCAAAAAAGAAAACAAAGUCUUAAUUAAAAAAAAGAUCAGCAAAAAUAAAUUUAUAUAUCUUUUAUUAUCAAUUCCAAAUUCUAUCAAAUGAUUUUUUAAUUUAUAAAAGUUUAAGUAACAGAAAUGUAAUCAUGUGUAUAUACAUAUAGAUAUUUGCUAUUAUAUUAUAUUCUUAUACAACAUGUGUGUAUAUAUUAUUUAUUUAUGUAUAAUAUUAAAUUAAAAGUACAGUUCUAAAAAAAAAA